AUGAAAUGAAAUAAAAAAAUAUGUGCGUGGUAAUCAGGGUAGCCAAUGGCUCUUGAACUGGUUACCACCAUGUUAAAGUAAAUGCGGAGAACAGAAAUAAAAGUCCUAUGCCAGUUGUUAUCGAGUGGCUAUAUAUGUGUGCCAGGGGGCUUCGAUGAUGGCUAUGCAGCAAUUGUAAUUUAGCUUAUUUGGAACGUCUAAUGAUGAUUUUUGUACAUUCAGGCUUGAGAAGAGCCCGCUCACUUGAGCUUCUGUGAUUGAAAACAUCACAAAACUAGACGAACGGCUAUUCCCACACUCUUGUCCGGCCCCACAAGAUCCUCUUUCUGAUUUUGUUGAUAUAAUUUUUUGGUUCACUUUAUACCUUUCGACCUGCUUAUAUAAAGCUUAAUCUUUUGGGUGCUUUCAUACGAAAUUCUCCAAUUUUGGCCUUAACAGCUUGUUUGACAGCUUGUUAUGAGAAAGAAAUGGAGCCUAGGUGUGCAACAUGUUACUACUUGGAAGGCCAACCUAAACAGGGAAAAUUCCUUCUCUAAAGUUUUACCAAGGGGGCAACAGGGAGGAAGUUAAUAAAAUUUAUUAUUAUUAACGUCUUUAUUUGCAAUAUAACUCAAAGAAAAGCUGAUUUCUUGACAAUUUUCAGUAGCAGCUUGGAAACCUUCUGGCGAGUUCCAUUUGUUACUUUGAGCAAGAACAUUGCAAACAGUAGUUUGGUUCUGGUAAAGGUCUAGUAAAUCUCUGGUAUGGUACUUCUUCUGCACGAGUGCCAUCAUUUGCAAUUCGCAUUGGUAUACAUGUAGACAUGCCUGAUAUGAAGAGAGUGAUUAGUGUGCCAUACACUAUGGAAGAUUUUUCUUUUAGGAAACUGGAUGAACAAGAUGAAUAGGAAAUAAUGCAAUGUCAUGCAAUGUCAACACCCAAACAAUGUAAGGUCAAUACCCAUGUGUACCCCUAGUAUAUACCAUAUGGAAGGAAUUAAAUAAACAAAAAUAACUAAAUAAUACACUACAAUAAGGGAUGCAGGAGGUAUUCUUCUCUCUCCUGAAGUACCUCCGUGCCACAGGUCAAAAGGAUCGCAGCUCACGACGAGUAUUUGAGCACGCAUGAGCGAUUCACCAGAAGGACAAGAAUCUUGGGAAGUCAUACUUGAGGAACACUUUCGCUUUUAAGAGUGGAACGCACAGCAACACCUUCCUCGAAAACCAUUGCUUUCUGCGAAAUUUAAAAACGAGAUGGGUGGUAGACAAAGCGCAGAGGCCCAACAGCUAUAUUCUUUUCAGAGAUGGGAGGAAAUGACAAUAUCUAAGGGAGAUAAAGAGAUGACUCUUCCCGCAAGCCCAUUAGUUUCCUUUGAGGAGAUGCAAAGAUGGGCAAAGGCCUCUUGCAAAAUCAUUUUGGGUCCUUGUUCUUGGGGCUCAGGGUUCUUCGUGGUUUUUCGUAUCCAUGAGAACCAAGUCUUGUACGGUGUAAUGACAAACAAUCACGUUUUAGAUGAGAACAGGCUUACAGUUGAGCAGAAUGUUCAACUUCGUCUUCACAACGAUCAGACGAUCACUGUGCAGCUUAGGAGAGCUGGAAUCCGAUUCACCUGUCCUUUGCUUGAUGUCGCGUUUAUUGAGCUGAAGGAGGUUGAUGUCCUAACAGUGGAUCAUCAUGGUGUAAAAUUUCUCAAUGUUAGUGGUUCUUCCCAGUGUACCCGUCCGGGAACAGAAAUAGCCAUCAUGCAAUACCCGAAAAACCACUCCAUGCUGGCCUUCGCGCAAGGUACUGUGUAUUCGCUUUGGGGAACUUGUAUCCUUCACGACGUUUCUACGAAUUAUGGUUCUUCUGGUUCGGGGAUUGUGUCCAUGCGCAGUAGAGAGGUAGUGGCAAUACAUUGUGCGAGACGGCCUGACAUGAAAGUUAAUGUAGGUGUUAGAGCCUCUGUUGCCAUCCAGGCAAUUAAAAAAGUUAUCAACGUAGACAUUGCACAUCACAAACCAGCUAAAGAUCUCAACCAUCGCGAAUUACGGGAACUUAAAAUGCUUGGCCUCCACCCAACAGAGAACAAGUUUUUGUUCGUCAGUCCGUCAAGUUUUUUUGUCACACCUUUGUGGUUUUAUCGCACCAACCAUGCCUGGUACUGGACGCCUACCCGACCAGAUUCCUACAACGAAAUAGAGGAACUGAGAAGAAGCAACUGGCUUGAAAUUGGUGUUGACAAGAGCAAAAUUGUAAUAGGUGGCUACUGGGAUGGAGAAACGCCAGCUCCAAGAAAUAUAGUGCUAAUAGAUAAACUUGCAGCUACCGGUUUUAAAUAUCUCGUGUAAAUAUCUUAAGUACAAGUCCAAUAUGGUCGAAGACACUAGUUUUCAAUCGAAUGGCGUAAAACCAAAACCAUAAGUAUUUGAUUUGGCCAAUCGUAAGUGAAUCAAACAGCACAAUGAACCAUUCAGAAUCCGAAUUAAUAGACCUUUUAACGGUUUUUGACCCUAUUGAUUACGGGAGGGGGUGGCAAACACAGUUUAAAUUACAGUGAAUGUACGGAUAUUUUGCCCACUUUGAGCCAUUAUAAAUCGUUUAAGGUCUGUCGGAAAUCUUCGGAAAAUUGUCAAAAACGUCGUCAUAGUAUGUUAUGCAAUAAACAGAAUACUACAUGCCCACUUGUGGAUACGAAUUUCAUCUCCUCGUGUUCAACACUCGAAGAUAAAAUUCGUAUCCACGCGCGGGCAUGUAAUAUCCUCUAUUUCUGCUGCGCAUUUACUUUUUGUCAGCCAAUGAAAAAAAAUUCGAACUCUUUGGUGCGUUUAGAGCUACUCGUCAACGACAUUUUAAGACGAGUAGCACUGGGGAGGAGAAUGGUUCAAUACCUCCUCGAUACAGAAAAAUUCGCUUUUCAUUGCGUUCUGACUUGACAUAAGUAUUAGCACAAGCAUAAGAAAAACAACAUCUUUUGUACUGCUUGUGUUUGUGCAUGUGCUGUGGGCGUCCUCACUACCGUUUAAUACACUUAUGCCAGUGCUAACGCCUUAUGCCGUUGUGAAAACCAGGCUUUACUUUACAUGUGUACAUGUACUUUGUUAAGCUUUUAUAAUUAUCCAUGGGCAAUGCUGAAAAAAAAGCAAUUACAACAUGAACCCACUAAAAAUGCAGAACAAACUCAGUGGAACUCUGCUCUUUACUGUAACUUUAAUUUAUUAACUUAUAUAUUAAGUUUAUAAUUAAGUUAUUCAUUUCACUUGACGUAAUAUCUUAUAACUAACUGACUGAAAGGAUAUAUUUUGCCUGUCGACGGUUUAGUCCAGAGCGAAAUGGAACAGAUAUUCUCUGUUUUAUUUUUGCAAUGUUUCUAAAAUAAUAAUCGUUUCUAAUUGUUACCUAUAUACCGGCAAUGUGCGGGCAACACAGAAAGCCUGAAGACUAACUACUUUUACCGCUCGUUUUGCCUCUCCAGGAACUCUACAUUUUAGCUCACGUUUUUGUCAGGCGUGGUAUUUAUAAUAUAUUAAAGUCCCAAAUUAUUAGCUCCUUACACGUCUCUGAUGUCUUAUCCGACCACCCUUAGACGGUCAGUAAAAUUUAACAUAAUAAAUUGUAACAACAUUAACAUUUUAUCCUAACGUGAUGCACAGCAAAUGAGUCUUUGAAGUCUAAUUUCUUCAGGCGCUGUUGCAAACAUUGCUGGUGGACUGUUUCCUAGUCUUAUGUGACUGGAGGUAAACUUUGAUCCGCAUUUAUUCAAUCCGUCAGUUUUUACUUAGGUCUCAUCUUUAGUGGCUCUGCAAAUAACAAAAAGAUCCAUGCAAAAAAUUACUGGACGUUAUAAUGAUACAGUACUGUAAUAGUAAGGUCUUCUGUCGAAAACGUUAAUAAACGUAUGAUUGCAUUUAGUGAC
Orbicella faveolata is the source of this 3874-nucleotide messenger RNA. RefSeq lists its product as uncharacterized. The record is from RefSeq and is a predicted model, not a curated record. Lineage: Eukaryota; Metazoa; Cnidaria; Anthozoa; Scleractinia; Merulinidae.